AUGGGAGAGAGGAAGUUCUGCAGCUGCCUGGAAGGGUGUGGCCCUGAAGGUCACAGAACAUGGGCAGAGAGGGUGGACAGUCACCUUGAGAUUGCUGCGCAUACUCCAUGUCUUCAGAGCAUCGCCCCUCAGUUUAUAACUGGAGAAUGGGGGCACACAGUCAGGGGAAGCCAGGACCAGGUUCCAGCUUUAAUCACUUUCCUCACUGUUAUUGUUUCAGAUCCCCAAGGGGUGGCUGGGGAGGAGAGAUGGAAACAGGGAAAAAUUAGAUACUGGAUCCCAUUUUUAAAAUGUGGUGUUGGUGCAGGGCUGAGGAGAGGCCUGCAGGCCUCCCGGGCGGAUCCUGCCUCCUCCACCCAAAGGUGGGUCUUCCAAACUCAGCUGUCCUUGGAUGGUCUGGUUGGAGGUUUUGGGGGGCUGCUCCUGAAGUCCCCACAUAGCCUCACCCACCACCGAAAAGCUGGAGACCCCACAGAGGGAGCAGAAUCAGUGGCCGGCCCCUCUGGGGUCGAGGUGGGGCAGGGAGGUCUUGUGCUCCCAGCGCUUUGGGAAGGCGGGUCCAGUCUGGUGGAUGCGGCUGCCGAGUGGGCGCCACCAAGGUCGCUGGGAACUUACUUGCUACUUGUGGUGCUGCUGGCACAGCCUUUUCUAAGCAGUGAAUGAAUGCCAGUCUAAUCCCACAUCCCUCCAGGAACUCAGGCAAAUGCAGCUGCUAUAAUAAACGUGUGCGUUUCUUAUUCUGAGUCUCUGAUGAAUCUAUUUAUUGCAGCCUUCAGCCCUGGACACAUUUCUUGGCAAGGGGUCUUUUCUGGAUAUCCAGAUGAGCUUGGAAUGGCUCAACGGCCCCCGCUGUACCUGGCUGGGAGGCUGGGGGAGCCAGAGAAGCCUGUGACCGUGUGCCCUACUGCCCAGAACAGCCCCUCUGUUGCAGGAGUGGAGGAGACCGUGCUGCAGAGAGAAGCUGUGCAAGUUGCACCUCGCCUGCCCAGUCUCUUCCACCAGACACUAGCCCAGAGGAAGCAGCCGGCCAGCUUACAGGACGACUUGUCUGAGGAAGGCAGCAAAGGCCAAGCGUGCUGCCCCCUGCUCCUUGCUCCUUACACCCCUUCCGCCUGGCCCAACACGAUGGCCUUGCCUCUUAAAACCCACAUGAAAGAACAGGAACAAAGUGAGAACAUCCACAUGUCCCAGGUGCCCAGCCUGCCCCAGAAAAGCAGUCUCCAGUGUAGAUGCUCAAGUGGAUGUCAAGAAGAUUGGGCUCCUCGUCCAGACCGCUGGCUGAGUCUCAGGGCAGCAGCCAGCCGGCAGGAGCUGGCUGACAACUUCGGAGAACGGCCUCAGGGGACCUGCGUAGCCUCUUCUCGGCGUUCAGGGCGCUCGGGAGAGCACGGCCAGGCUGCGCAUGCGCACUGCCGAGGCGGUGCCGAAGAGGAAGAGGGCGGGAGGAGCCCUGCUCCCUCCCAGGCCAACCCCGGAGGAUUGCGCGUGCGUGUGCGCGUGCUCACCCGUGCAUAUCGCCCCACAGUGUUGGCGCGCCCUUAA
This is a messenger RNA of Galeopterus variegatus (Sunda flying lemur), 1542 nucleotides long. Its product is annotated as chromosome unknown open reading frame, human C14orf183. NCBI's taxonomy places the organism in Eukaryota, Metazoa, Chordata, Mammalia, Dermoptera, Cynocephalidae. The record is from RefSeq and is a predicted model, not a curated record.